AUGGAGCUGCGUCGUAGCCUCAUAGCCUUCAGCUCUGUCUCUGCCGUCUGUCUCUCGCUCAUGCUCGUUGUCUGGCACUAUGGGGGAGCUCAGAGUGUCACUCUGCUGCACGAAGCUGAAUUCACAUCAGCAAGAAAUAGAUUAUCCGCAGCCAUGAUAAGUGGCGACGUCUUCGGUCGAAGGAGAGUAAGCGAGCAGAGACAGGUCAAGUUCCAGCAACCUCCUUCGUCUCCUCAGAAAUACUACAAGGGAGAUGACAUCAGCGCAAUGAAAUCGGAAGUGAAGCAUGCGAGUGAUCAAGUGCAGCGGCUGAGCAACCGAGACGUCGGGCUGGAGAGGGUCGCGGACUCCAACGCAUUGGAGGACCUGAAGAGGUACGAUGACGUGUUCAGCCAAGGGUUGGACAACUACAAGCAGACCCAGCAGCACAUCGAUCAUCUCAGCUAUAAGACAUUCCAUCGACACGACGUGAAGAAGCCUGUAAAGCCCGCCUAUGACCCUUUUAAGGAUGAAGAGCGAGUGUGGAACAAGGCUGGAGUGAGCGGUGACGUGUUGGGCGUCCCUGCGGAAUACCAUCACUCGAUCUCAUCGAACCCAGGAGACUUGAAGAACGUGCCUGACUACGUGAAGCGAGCUUACAACGAGCUGGGCAGUGGGGCUGUGGAGGCCAUGAAGGAGAACUGGCCCGUUGCUCCCAAGGGGCAUCAGAAGAGGGAGAGGGCAAGGCCACGGAACAUCAAACCGAUGAGCAGCCGCGCCUCGCACAUGUCGAGCAGGCAAACAGCGAAAGCACGUGCUCUACAGCAACCAGAGCAAGACGAGGUGACGCCCUCCACAGCGGCCUCAGCUUCAGCCACCCGAGUCGUGCAGCGUUCGAAGCCUUCGUUGAGCAAAGAGAUGGUCAAGGCUGUGCAGCAGGUCGCGAGCCCGCUGGUGUGGGCGAAAGCUGUUCCAUUGCAACAACCAGUUGUGACUCGAACACAGCCGGUAAAGGCUGUCGAUAUGCCCAACAUUGAACGACAUGCGAAGCAGCAGCAAAUCGCGAAAGUUCAACAGCCUCAGGCUGAAUCGAAGGAGGCGGUGCGGAAAGCAGUGAACAUUGAGAUGAUACGCAAGAUGGCGAAGCAGUAUGAAGACAGUCAGGCUCCGGUUAAGAGGUCUCCUGCACGUCUCAUCACUCCCACGUCUUCGGCUGCGGUUGAACCAGCACCAGAAUCCAAGGGGGACGAGCUCAAGAAUGAAAUCUCGCGGCUUCACGGGGAGAUCGCGAAGCUUAAGGAACAAGCAGAGAUCCGCAAGCUCAAGAGGCAGAUCGUCAAGCUGAAAGUCUCGCUAGUGGGCAAGCUCGCACAGGAGAACAGUAACUCCUCUCAGCCUGAAGAAUCGGCUGCGCAGGAAAGCCAGGAAACCCCUAAGGAGGACAAUCAGGAGAAGGACAAUCAGGAGGAGGACAAUCAGGAGGAGGACAAUCAGGAGGAGGAAAAUCAGGAGGAGGAGAAUCAGGAGGAGGAGAAUCAGGUGGUCCAGGAGGAACCAGACAGCAAGGUUGCAGAAGCAGAGCAUGAUCAGAAGUCAGCUCCUGCUGCUGCCGUUGCCGCAGAUUCUUCUACUGAGGCUGUCAGGCGAAAAGUCAAAGUCUGCGAUGGCCUGGGCUGCUACAGCCAGGCGCUUCCACACCAGCCGGCGCCAACUGAGAUGGAGCUUUUCUUCCCCGGCAAGAACACUUGGGAGCCCGAAGUUCAUCUCAACAGCCAGGGAGAGAUCCGAGCAGACCAUGACGACCCCAACGGGCACUUGAUGCCCCACAACAAGUACCAGACUGCCCUUUACCCCGACGGUCGCCACAGGCAGCGCGAUGCUAAGAACAGCCAGCCGGGGAUCACAAACUCGGUGGCCUCGCAGCUGUUCGAGGACACCAUCGUCAAGGCGGCCCCCGGGUUUAACGCGGGGCUGGGACGCCACACGCGAGCGCAGGAGGCGGAGGACUGGGAGAGGAAUUGGGAGACGAGGAUCUACGACAAGAGGACGGGAGAGACGCUCGUGUAG
This is a messenger RNA of Guillardia theta CCMP2712, 2046 nucleotides long. RefSeq lists its product as hypothetical. The record is from RefSeq and is a predicted model, not a curated record. NCBI's taxonomy places the organism in Eukaryota, Cryptophyceae, Pyrenomonadales, Geminigeraceae. Bases 1 to 2046 code for a protein of 681 amino acids. The transcript has 9 exons.